GCUGGCAGUGGCCACUGCUCAACGCCAAGUGACGACCGCCAAAACGUGCUCCCCACUACCAAACGACGACAACCGAACCUCCUAAAAGAGUUCCAAGCCAUUGGCGUCGGAGACGAGGCCGCAUCCCGGGAGAGCGCACCCGGCAACCCUUGUCCCCUCGAUAGCUCUCCGCUCAGUCCUUUACCGUCCCAUAUCCACCAUGUCGGCGACGCUGUACCGGCUCGCCGGCCGCAGCGCCAAGAGACUCUGCACCCGGCCCCGUGCGUCGCCAUCACCAGCAGCAGCUCUCGCCAGUUCCAUCAUCUCACACCCCGCGCGUGCCUUCUCCGCCUCGGCCCUCCGCCGCUAUGCUGAGCCUCAAGAGUCCCAGGGCACGCGCCUGGUCCCAACCGGUCCCGACUUCUCGAGCGCCGCCGACCCCUACGGGCUCGCCUCGAGCCUGCCCGAUGGCCGAUCACCCAGCGAGACGAAAAAAUCCCGCGACGAGUCGGUCGAGGACCGCAAGGUGCGCCACUACACGGUCAACUUUGGGCCCCAGCACCCGGCCGCCCACGGCGUGUUGCGCCUGAUCCUCGAGCUCAACGGCGAGGAGAUCAUCCGGGCGGACCCGCACGUCGGCCUGCUGCACCGCGGCACCGAGAAGCUGUGCGAGUACAAGACGUACCUCCAGGCGCUCCCCUACUUUGACCGCCUCGAUUACGUCUCCAUGAUGACCAACGAGCAGUGCUUCUCGCUGGCCGUCGAGAAGCUGCUCAACAUUGAGAUCCCCGAGCGCGCCAAGUUCAUCCGGACCAUGUUCGCCGAGAUAACGCGCAUCCUGAACCACCUCAUGUCGGUCCUGUCUCACGCCAUGGACGUCGGCGCCCUGACGCCCUUCCUGUGGGGUUUCGAGGAGCGAGAGAAGCUGAUGGAAUUCUAUGAGCGCGUGUCGGGCGCCCGCCUCCACGCCGCUUAUGUCCGCCCCGGCGGCGUCCACCAGGACAUUCCGGUCGGCCUCCUCGACGACAUCUACCAGUGGGCGACGCAGUUUGGCGACCGCAUCGACGAGACCGAGGAGAUGCUGACGGACAACCGCAUCUGGAUCGAGCGUCUCAAGGGCGUGGGUGUCGUCAGCGCCGCCGACGCGCUCAACCUGUCCUUCACGGGCGUGAUGCUGCGGGGGUCCGGCGUUCCCUGGGACAUACGCAAGAGCCAGCCGUACGACGCCUACGACCAGGUCGAGUUCGACGUGCCCGUCGGCGUGAACGGCGACUGCUAUGACCGCUACCUGUGCCGCAUGGAGGAGUUCCGCCAGUCGCUGCGCAUCAUCCACCAGUGCCUCAACAAGAUGCCCGCCGGCCCCGUCCGCGUCGAGGACUACAAGAUCUCCCCGCCGCCCCGCGCCGCCAUGAAGGAGAACAUGGAGGCCCUCAUCCACCACUUCCUGCUCUAUACCAAGGGCUACGCCGUCCCGCCUGGCGACACCUACUCGGCCAUCGAGGCCCCCAAGGGCGAGAUGGGCGUGUACGUGGUCAGCGACGGCUCCGAACGUCCCUACCGCGUGCACAUCCGCGCCCCGGGCUUUGCCCACCUCGGCGGUUUCGACCACAUCUCGAGGGGUCACCUGCUGGCUGACGCCGUGGCCGUCAUUGGCACCAUGGACCUGGUGUUCGGCGAGGUCGACCGGUAGACGCGGGUGAGCAAAAAAAGUAAAAUCAAACGGGCAACGACUCAAAAACGCAUCGCGAAUUGGGAAAAAAAAAAGGCCGGUCGGUGAGAAAAGCAUUGCGGUGCGGGUUGCUGCGUGGCCCCGGGUCUGAAUAGAUAGAUGAGGCAAGCCAACCUUGGUAAGGGGGGUAGGGGGUUGGAGUUUUGAGAUGCCAGUGGUCAAGUGGAACGAGACAGCUCGUUCUUGUCGUCGACGCGCCGUUUCGUUUGUAAAUGCUGUAUCAUAAGCCGGGGGUAGGCGGGAGUGUGUUUUUUGAGCGUCGGUCCGUGACAGGGUGAUGCGCCAGACAAGACCGUUCCUCUUUUUCUGUUCCUCCCCUUGCCCCGGCGACGAGACGUAAAUAUCCUUUAGUUCUUUACACGGUUCUACUGCUGCUGUUGUUGUGCGCGUCUGUCAGCCGCUGCG
Molecule: messenger RNA, 2113 nt
Organism: Thermothelomyces thermophilus ATCC 42464
Lineage: Eukaryota; Fungi; Ascomycota; Sordariomycetes; Sordariales; Chaetomiaceae
Exons: 3
Coding region: 200-1669 (489 amino acids)
Biological process (GO): mitochondrial electron transport, NADH to ubiquinone
Molecular function (GO): quinone binding; NADH dehydrogenase (ubiquinone) activity; NAD binding
Source: RefSeq, a predicted model, not a curated record